AUGUCCGAGACCUCGGCGACCAAGUCCUAUGAUGAUAUGACACAAGAAGAGAGGGAUAAACAUGAUAGGGAGCAGAGAGAGAAGGAGGAAGCAGAACAAGCGGCCCUACCAUACAAGUGGAAACAAACCUUACAAGACGUGGAUGUGACUGUCCCCGUCCCAAAUGGCACACGCGGCAAAGACGUUGAUGUUAUCAUAAAGAAAAAUCAUUUAACCGUCGGGUUAAAGGGUAAAGAGCCAAUCAUAAAGGGUGAAUUAAGCAAAGAUGUUAGAACCGAAGAAUGUACAUGGACUAUUGAGGAUAGGAAAGAAAUAGCAAUCCAUCUCGAGAAAGUGAAUAAAAUGGAAUGGUGGAAGAAUGUAAUCACUACUGAUCCGGCAAUCGAUACGACAAGGAUCCAACCAGAGAAUUCAAGUUUGUCCGAUCUGGACGGUGAGACACGGGCAAUGGUUGAGAAAAUGAUGUUUGAUCAACGCCAAAAAGCGAUGGGCAAACAGACAUCCGAUGAAUUACAGAAGCAGGCCAUCUUGGAAAAGUUCAAAGCGGCACAUCCGGAGAUGGAUUUUUCCAAUGCAAGGAUAUCAUAA
Molecule: messenger RNA, 588 nt
Organism: Paraglomus occultum
Lineage: Eukaryota; Fungi; Glomeromycota; Glomeromycetes; Paraglomerales; Paraglomeraceae
Source: the annotation of a GenBank genome assembly